Molecule: messenger RNA, 911 nt
Organism: Trichechus manatus latirostris (Florida manatee)
Lineage: Eukaryota; Metazoa; Chordata; Mammalia; Sirenia; Trichechidae
Gene: DENR
Product: density regulated re-initiation and release factor
Exons: 8
Coding region: 128-724 (198 amino acids)
Biological process (GO): translation reinitiation; formation of translation preinitiation complex
Molecular function (GO): mRNA binding; translation initiation factor activity
Source: RefSeq, a predicted model, not a curated record
AGCGCGGCUGGCCGACGGGCGCUCGGGCGGCACUGGCCGGGAAAGAGGAGUUGCAUGUGUCGCUUCAGCUGGCGAGAGCGGCCGGAGUGGAGGCGGCGGGAGCUGUGCGACCGCUUGGGUUUGUGAGAUGGCUACUGACCUUUCUGAGUCCAGUGGGCCUGAUAGUAAAGGAGACCCGAAGAGCAAUGCCAAGUUAGAUACAGAUUACCCACUUCGAGUCCUUUAUUGUGGAGUCUGUUCAUUACCAACAGAGUAUUGUGAAUAUAUGCCUGACGUUGCUAAAUGUAGACAAUGGUUAGAGAAAAAUUUUCCCAAGGAAUUCGCAAAACUUACCGUAGAAAAUUCACCUAAACAAGAAGCUGGAAUUAGCGAGGGUCAAGGAACGGUAGGAGAAGAGGAGGAGAAGAAAAAGCAAAAAAGAGGUGGAAGGGGUCAAAUAAAACAGAAAAAGAAGACUGUACCACAGAAGGUGACGAUAGCCAAAAUUCCGAGAGCGAAGAAGAAAUAUGUAACAAGAGUGUGUGGCCUUGCAACUUUUGAAAUUGAUCUGAAAGAAGCACAAAGGUUUUUUGCUCAAAAAUUCUCCUGUGGUGCCUCAGUAACAGGGGAGGACGAGAUCAUCAUUCAGGGAGACUUUACAGAUGACAUAAUCGAUGUCAUUCAGGAGAAGUGGCCAGAGGUGGAUGAUGACAGCAUCGAAGAUCUUGGAGAAGUAAAGAAGUGAUUUGGAAAAUGUGUCUGUAUUUAAUGAUCUGAACUGAGUUGAUAUGGCCAAAGAGAGGGAGGCCUUUUAACAAAUAUGUGUAUUUAUCCUACAGUAAAAACUGUAGACUACCCUUGUCCUUGGCAUUUUCACUGUUCUGUACAAGGCCGCUUGUUGUUUUUUUUUUUUUUUUCCCAAUUGCCAAAGU